Messenger RNA from Ordospora colligata OC4, 1584 nucleotides. RefSeq lists its product as uncharacterized. NCBI's taxonomy places the organism in Eukaryota, Fungi, Microsporidia, Ordosporidae. The transcript has a single exon. The coding region runs from base 1 to 1584 and encodes 527 amino acids. The record is from RefSeq and is a predicted model, not a curated record.
AUGCAAUCAUCAGAGCUCAGAGCACUACACAACUCAAGGAAUCACGAGGAGAUAUACAGCAGAAUCAGGCAAGAGAUGAAAAAACUGGAUUUCAGGCAGAAGCUUUCAACCGAUGAUCUUGACGGAUUGAAGCUGUGCAUUGAAGAUGAGAUAAAGAAAUGCGUAUAUGCGCAUAAAAGCAUACCAAAACCUGUUGUUAGCAUAACACUAUUGUUGGGCAAUGAAUUUGAGUCAAAGGUAAAAGCAUCAAUGGCUUCUCACAUGACUAUUCUGUGCUCGGUAGAUUAUCAGGAUGUCCUGAAACGCAGCUUUCACAAGUUGUCAUCGCUUGGCAUAUGCUUGAUGUGGGUUGAAGAAAGCUUGGCAAAGGUAAUGUUGAGAUACGCUCUUGUAAGCGACUGGAACCUGGCAUUAGAAGUACUACUUAGAUACUAUGUCAUGACAAAGCAUAAAGUAUGCGACUACUUCUUUCACAAUGAUGUUGAAGAGGAAGACUUUGUACAGGCAUUCGAAAUAGUACUUAGGUAUGAAAAAAGGUUUGCAAAGCUGGUUGAUGUUAGCAAAUGCAGUUUAUGCAUGUGUAGGUAUCAGAGUAGUUCUGAAGAAGUCUUCACACAAGAUCUGGUUUCUACAAUUAAUCAUUCAUGCAUCCAUAUGAGAAUGCUAUCGUCACAAUUUAUCCCAAAUAUUACAAUUUAUCUAAAGGUAUCGUUUAAUGAACUGAUCAGUGGUGAGUUUGAGCAGGACAAUGUCAAAUUAUGUGUUGUUUCUACUGUCCUUGAUUUCUUUCAUGGAGUAGAGAAGAUCUUGAAAAAGAUUGAGUAUCUUGAUGAUUUGUCAGCAUACAAAUGCUUGGUUAGAUACUUUGAUAGAUACCUUGCAAUACUGAUAAGCAAGAUCAGUCUUGGAAAUACCAUAUAUAAGUCUAUUGUUGUAUUGAACACACUUUUAUUUGCACGAGAAACAAUGUCAGACUUCAUGACCAGGAUUUUUGGACAAGCAGGAAUCCUGGAUGAUACUCCAAAUGCAUCUGAAGAAAUAAGGAAAAUGGAAGCUUUCCACAGCAGCAUCUUAGACAUUCAACUCUCGGUCUGCUUUGCAAAGAUCAACUUUGAAUCGCCCAAUGGCUUGGCAAAAGAAAUUAUCAGGCUCAUAGAUGCAGAAAUCAUAAGUGAUGCCACAAAAGGUAUUGGAGAAGAAACCACAAUGGUGCUGCUCGAAUCCAUGGUUUCACAGAUGCUCUCAAGAGUAUACUCGAUUAGAAUCACUCCAGAUACAUCUGAAGCUCUUCUUCUUGAGGUGGCUGAAGUUAAAAAGCAUCUCAAGCCAAAGGUAAGUGUCAUUCCAAUGAUAGAUGUCUUGGAAAAGUACCUGAAGGUCUUCCUCUGUUCAUACGAUAACGAGGACUGCUUUGUGAAUAACUUCAUAUUCAUGUCAGAAGACAUUUUUUCCUUUGAGCAAAUCAUCAGUUGUGUGCAAUGCAAGGAAAAAAGAAGAAGCCUUUGGUCUGCAUAUCAAAGGCAUACUUCUACCUCAGUAUCAAGCAUUCCAAAAAGCUCAGAUCUUACUUCCUUACAUACCUAA